Messenger RNA from Verticillium alfalfae VaMs.102, 876 nucleotides. RefSeq lists its product as hypothetical. The transcript is spliced from 4 exons. The coding region runs from base 1 to 876 and encodes 291 amino acids. NCBI's taxonomy places the organism in Eukaryota, Fungi, Ascomycota, Sordariomycetes, Glomerellales, Plectosphaerellaceae. The record is from RefSeq and is a predicted model, not a curated record.
AUGUCGCAAGAGCCAGUGGAAGAGGUGGAUGGGGAGGACAGGAAACGGGACAAGGUCGCCGAGUUUCUCAAGAAGAACCUGACCAAGGGCGAGCUAGCACUGAAGCGCGCCGCCGGCCUCGGCCAGCAGCCCAAUGUCGUGCCUGUCACGGAACCACGCGUCGACGGCGAAUCGCGUCCCGUGGAGGUAGCAUGGCACCCUGUCGGCGGGUUCGCCGGCAAGUGGUUCGCCGAGGACACGGGCCUGGGCAAGAUGAUCACGGACAAGAUCAACUCGUACCCGGAUCCUACGCAGCACUGGGCCGUACUCGUAGGCGAAUUUGCGCAUCAGCUGUGGAUGGAUGAGAAUUUCCAUGUCAUUUACACGAAUGAAAAGGUCACCAGAGAGGGGUGGCGCACAUUCAAAGUCGGCCAGACACGCUUCAACGACGACGCUGUCCGCCGCGCCGGUGAGUCCUUUUCGCCCCUCACCUACGCCCUCGAGCUGCUCGACGCCAUCAAGGUCAGCGGCAGCAAGGAGUUCGGCACCACGCUGGCCGUCUACGACAGGCUCUUCGGCGAAGGCGCUGUCAAAGACCUGUUCAUCCAGGACCAGCCGCCGCCAGCUCAGAUUGAGGGCGUGCCGCCGCCGCCCCAGCGGACCGAUACCGUCUCGCUCGCGCAGCAGGUCAUGAACGACAACACGAAUCAGCUGGACACGAAGCAGGAGAUGGACAGGCUCGACAUGCAGCGCGAUGGCACGCAGAGCCCGGACUAUGUCAACGACAGCGCCAGCGGAUCUCGGGAAAUCCUUGACGAUGGCGACCCAAAGAAAAAGAAGAAGAAGAAGACGAAUUCUUUCCUGUCACGAUUCAUGCCAGGCAAGUCGAGCGACUAG